This is a messenger RNA of Funneliformis geosporum, 816 nucleotides long. NCBI's taxonomy places the organism in Eukaryota, Fungi, Glomeromycota, Glomeromycetes, Glomerales, Glomeraceae. The record is from the annotation of a GenBank genome assembly.
AUGCCUCAAAAAUUACACGAAGCUACUUUUCGAGCUUUACAAGUUAAGCAAUAUAAAGGAUCCGAUAUCAAAUACAUUCCCGCAGUUGAUCUGCACAACCUCAAUUUAAAAUCCGCGAAAGGACUCGUUUUUAAAACCAUCCAAGAAUAUUAUUCUACCGAGGUGACUUGGAUAAGAUUUAUAACGGGGAGGGGAAAUCAUCAAAACGCAAAGGGGAAACGGGCAAUCCUUUAUAACAGCUUUCCAAAAUGGGUUACGGAUGUUAAAAUUCAUCAUUUAAUCGACAGUUGCGAACAAGGUGAUGGAUCGUAUAAGGUAUAUCUUAAAACUUCCAAAAAACUAAAAGAAGAUUCUUCAACAAAUACAAUCUUGGAUGUAAAUAUUAUUCGACAGGAAGUUUUUAAACGAUUAAAAAAGUUGGCCGAAAGUGGAAACGUCGAAUCCCAAUUACUCAUUGGACAAUUAUAUUUUGAUGGGAUUAUUAUUAAUAUAAAGGAAAAACAUGAAAAGGCCUUCAAGUGGUUCAUUAAAGCGGCCGAACAAGGUGACGUUGGUGCCCAAUUGAUCGUCGGGAAUUUAUUGCAUGAAGGAAAGGGUGUUGCUAAAAAUUAUAGAGAAGCUUUUAAAUGGUUAUUAAAGGCCGCUAAGCAAAAUAACGUUAACGCACAAAUUUUUGUUGGUAAGAUGUAUUUCAAUGGUGAAGGUACUAGGAAAAAUGAUAAAGAAGCUUUUAAAUGGAUCAAAAAGGCCGCCGAAACAAAUAAUCCGAACGCCCAAUUUAUUCUUGAACAAAUGUGUGUUAAAAUUGAGAGUUAG